AUGAUGAAAAGAAAUGGAAUAGGACGUAAUUGGACGGGACGGGAUGAAAAGGAAUGGAAUGAGACGGGUAUAACGCCCCGACCGCCCAUCCCGGUGAGUCACCCACGCCCUCUCUCGGCCCGUGGGCCCUACCCCUGUCCGACGGUUGGUGCAUUAUUUUUUAGAGGCUCUAAUGACUUGUUUACUAUUCCUGCAAUCCUGACCUUUCCCCAUGUUGUGUCCUCACUUACACGGUUUCAGAAAUCACUUCCCGAAAGGUCAUCAUCCUUCAACUACUCCAGCCCAAGCAUGCUUAACUCUGGAGUUACUUAUGGGCCUUAA
Messenger RNA from Microthlaspi erraticum, 321 nucleotides. The record is from the annotation of a GenBank genome assembly. Lineage: Eukaryota; Viridiplantae; Streptophyta; Magnoliopsida; Brassicales; Brassicaceae.